AUGGCCAACUACCACCGUUGGAAGAGACCUAGUGUAUCUUGUGCUCACGAUGUCAGCAGGACCAGAAGAAUAGCACAAGUUAUUAUUUCUGUGAUAUACUGCUCCUUAUCGUCAGGCAUCAUUUUUGGCUACGCUGCACUAAAACCGGUCCUCAUAGAGGAAGGUGUGUAUAACCAUUUAUGCACAAAAGAUGAUUUUGACCAGGGAGCAAGGGUGUGUUAUCGGCAAGAGUUGCGGCUUAAUUUCAUGUUCACUGUAUCAGUAAUUGCGUCAAAUAUCUUUGCCUUGCCGAGCGGCGCCAUUCUCGACAAGUAUGGCCCUCGAUUAACCAGCGGAAUUGGUGCUAUUCUUCUAGCUAUGGGAUCUCUUUUAUUUACGUCUGCCUCACAUUUCCCGUAUGAUAGGCAUUUAUGCGGAUAUACCCUCAUGGCGAUGGGUGGGUCAGCCGUGUUUAUAUCUUCUUUCCAUUUAUCAAACACUUUCCCGAAACGUUCUGGAUUCAUACUGUCAACUUUGACUGCCGCCUUUGAUAUAUCGAGCGCCCUUUUCCUGCUAUUCCGCGAGGUACACAGCACAAAACUUACACUUAAGGUCUUGUUUACUAUAUACCUCGCUGUUCCAAGCCUUAUCCUAGCUUCGCAGGUUUUUCUUAUGCCAUCGAAUCCCUACAGCACGGUUGGAGAGCUUAUUGCGUAUGCGGAAAACGUUUUGGCGGAAGAAACGGAAGAUGCCCGGCUCCGUGAUGGCUCAUGUCUCGAGCCGGCCGGGCAGUUUCCGGGGUAUCACCACAUAGUGUGCAAAGUGAAGACUCUACUUGAAGAAGAGGACUACAAGAAUAUCAUAGAUACCUGGACAUCCCUAUCGGGUAGGAAGACCGGUCGAGCGCAGCAUACAAAUAAUCAGUUGUGGGGCACCUUACACGCGUUACCAGCAUCAGAACAGAUCAGUUCAUUAUGGUUUAUCCUCUUGACUGUCUUUGCAAUGGGCCAGUUCCUUCGGAUAAAUUAUUUCAUAUCAACGCUCUACGUACAAUACGAAUACCUCUUGUCUUCCCCAUCCCUCGCCAGAUCAUUAAACCACCUAUUCGAUUAUCUAUUACCUCUUGGGGGGCUUAUUGCUACCCCGUUCGUAGGGAUACUUCUCGAUUAUGCCACCUUACCACUCAUGCUACUCAUCCUUGUUACGAUAACUACAAUAAUCGGCAUUUUCGGCUGUAUUCCUAACAGUAUAUUUAUGGGAUAUAUUAACAUUGUCCUCUUUACACUAUUUCGCCCGUACUUCUAUACAGCAGUCUCCGACUAUGCGGCAAAGAUAUUUGGGUUUCAGACAUUCGGGAAAGUGUAUGGCCUGAUAAUAUUUGCAGCCAGCAUGGGAAGUUUCCUUCAGGCGCCAUUGGAAUUGAUCACUUUAAAAGAAUUUGGCGGAGACCCUGUACCAGUAAAUAUGUUACUAACAGCCGGUACAAUCUUAGCUGGAGGGGCACUGACUUUGUUCGUUUGGCACAAGUCUGCGGUAUAUUGCUCCCUUGACCUACCUUCAGAGGUGGAUAUGGAAUCAAACCACAACGGUACGGUGGUGGGGAGAUUAUGGAUUUCUGUUGAGCGUGCUGUUGAAGAUGAUUCUUCUACCGAUGAAGAGCGAGACGCAGAGCAAAUCGACCUCCUUCAUUCGUUCGAUAGAUUGGAUCGAACCUUGUCAUACGGUGCUAUCCCACAUAAUGCAUAA
This is a messenger RNA of Microsporum canis CBS 113480, 1725 nucleotides long. RefSeq lists its product as hypothetical. Bases 1 to 1725 code for a protein of 574 amino acids. The transcript is spliced from 3 exons. Gene Ontology annotation, molecular function: transmembrane transporter activity. Gene Ontology annotation, cellular component: fungal-type vacuole membrane. The record is from RefSeq and is a predicted model, not a curated record. NCBI's taxonomy places the organism in Eukaryota, Fungi, Ascomycota, Eurotiomycetes, Onygenales, Arthrodermataceae. Gene Ontology annotation, biological process: transmembrane transport.